Helianthus annuus (common sunflower) is the source of this 609-nucleotide messenger RNA. RefSeq lists its product as uncharacterized. The transcript has 2 exons. The coding region runs from base 1 to 609 and encodes 202 amino acids. The record is from RefSeq and is a predicted model, not a curated record. NCBI's taxonomy places the organism in Eukaryota, Viridiplantae, Streptophyta, Magnoliopsida, Asterales, Asteraceae.
AUGAGAGACCAAAUUCGUCCGUUCAUUUGGUCAUCUAUUGGAGAUGGAAAGACCACAUCUGCUUGGUUUGAUAAAUGGUCUGAUGUGGAGCCGAUUGGGAAGUUUAUUUCGCCUAGAUUGAUUCAUCGGGCAGGUUUUGACCUGUACACCACAGUGGCGGAUGUGAAUCAAGAUGGCCAGUGGCGUUGGCCAGCUGCUUGGUUAGACCUUUUCCCUGUCCUAAACAACCUACCACAAAUGAACUUGCAGUCGGAUAGAAGAGAUUCGUUAGUGUGGAGGGAUAAUAGUGGAAGAGAUAAUAAGUUUUCAACUAAGGUGGUUUGGGACUCCAUUCGUAGGAGGAGCGCACGAGUUGGAUGGAUCAAAGCUGUGUGGUUUUCGCAUUGCAUUCCGAGACAUGCGUUUUUGAUGUGGCUGAUUAUGGGUCAGAAACUUAAAACUCAAGAUAAGAUUAAUCAAUGGAGGGUUUGGGACCAAACGAAGAAGCUUGGGGGCACUCAGUGCCUGUAUAAUCAAUGGGACGAUAUCCUCAAUUGGUUGACAACCCAGGCAAACUCAAAAUCAGCAAAGAAUGUUAUUGGUAAACUUGUGGUGGUGGCUACAGCUUAA